AGAAGCACAGAGGCCCUAGCAGGAGGAAUCUACUCCACACCUGGUCGGAACAGAGGCACUGACUGUGACAGAGCCCAGAGAAGAAAGCUGGGGCGUGAGGGACACGGUUACCUGUUGCCUCAUUACUCAAAAGCCAUCCCCAAGCCACCGGAGGGAAAGACCUUUUCUGCUGAGUCUGUCUAGAGGCCACCAAGCCCUCACAGCUCAGCAGAACUGGAAAGAAAGUCAGUCGACACUGGGGGCAGUUCCCUGGAACCGCAUGGCUCCUCCUGGAGAACUCUGGGCCUGAGGAGGCCUUGGAGGGGAGGCAUCCAGAAAAGAACCAUGAAAAGGAGGAAGCUGUGAUUUCAACGAGCUGAAGCGGACUGCAUUCUCUGCGGCCCGGUGCUGGCUGUGACUCUGUGGGAGAAGCCUGGGCUAUUUCUGCUUUGGAAAUCUGGUGGGGAACAUUGAAGAGUUCCAGCUCACCGGGGCUGGCAGCUGCUCAGAUGCUGGAUGACCGAACCAGGAUGGAGGCCACCAAGAAGGAAAAGGUAGAGCAGAUCCUGGCAGAGUUCCAGCUGCGGGAGGAAGACCUGAAGAAGGUGAUGAGGCGGAUGCAGAAGGAGAUGGACCGUGGCCUGAGGCUGGAGACCCACGAGGAGGCCAGUGUAAAGAUGUUGCCCACCUACGUGCGUUCCACCCCAGAAGGCUCAGAAGUUGGAGACUUUCUCUCCUUAGACCUGGGAGGAACCAACUUCAGGGUGAUGCUGGUGAAGGUGGGCGAGGGGGACGCAGGGCAGUGGAGUGUGAAGACCAAACACCAGAUGUACUCCAUCCCCGAGGACGCCAUGACGGGCACCGCAGAGAUGCUCUUUGACUACAUCUCUGAGUGCAUCUCUGACUUUCUGGAUAAGCAUCAGAUGAAGCACAAGAAACUACCCCUGGGCUUCACUUUCUCCUUCCCUGUAAGACAUGAAGACAUAGACAAGGGCAUCCUCCUCAACUGGACCAAGGGCUUCAAGGCGUCCGGAGCAGAAGGGAACAACAUUGUGGGACUUCUCCGGGAUGCCAUCAAGAGGAGAGGGGACUUUGAGAUGGACGUGGUAGCAAUGGUGAACGACACAGUAGCCACGAUGAUCUCCUGCUACUAUGAAGACCGCCAGUGCGAGGUCGGCAUGAUUGUGGGUACUGGCUGCAAUGCCUGCUACAUGGAGGAGAUGCAGAAUGUGGAGCUGGUAGAAGGGGAUGAGGGACGCAUGUGCGUGAACACUGAGUGGGGCGCCUUCGGGGACUCAGGCGAGCUGGAUGAGUUCCUGCUGGAGUACGACCGAAUGGUGGAUGAAAGCUCAGUGAACCCCGGUCAGCAACUGUACGAAAAGCUCAUUGGUGGAAAGUACAUGGGUGAGCUGGUACGACUUGUGCUGCUCAAGCUGGUGGAUGAGAAUCUUCUGUUCCACGGAGAAGCCUCGGAGCAGCUGCGCACACGUGGUGCCUUCGAGACCCGUUUUGUGUCGCAGGUGGAGAGCGACUCGGGCGACCGCAAGCAGAUCCACAACAUCCUCAGCACUCUGGGGCUUCGGCCCUCGGUCACCGACUGCGACAUUGUGCGCCGAGCCUGUGAGAGCGUGUCCACGCGCGCCGCCCACAUGUGCUCAGCGGGACUAGCGGGGGUCAUAAAUCGCAUGCGCGAAAGCCGCAGUGAGGACGUGAUGCGCAUCACCGUGGGCGUGGAUGGCUCCGUGUACAAGUUGCACCCUAGCUUCAAGGAGCGGUUCCACACCAGUGUGCGCAGGCUGACACCCAACUGCGAAAUCACCUUCAUCGAAUCUGAGGAGGGCAGCGGCAGGGGAGCGGCGCUGGUCUCUGCAGUGGCCUGCAAGAAGGCCUGUAUGCUGGGCCAGUGAAAGCUAGGCCACAGG
Phodopus roborovskii (desert hamster) is the source of this 1901-nucleotide messenger RNA. It is a transcript of the gene Gck, whose product is annotated as glucokinase. Gene Ontology annotation, molecular function: fructokinase activity; glucokinase activity; D-glucose binding. Bases 489 to 1886 code for a protein of 465 amino acids. Gene Ontology annotation, biological process: intracellular glucose homeostasis; glycolytic process; regulation of insulin secretion. NCBI's taxonomy places the organism in Eukaryota, Metazoa, Chordata, Mammalia, Rodentia, Cricetidae. Gene Ontology annotation, cellular component: mitochondrion; cytosol. The record is from RefSeq and is a predicted model, not a curated record. The transcript has 10 exons.